Messenger RNA from Tigriopus californicus, 2034 nucleotides. Its product is annotated as SET and MYND domain-containing protein 4-like. Gene Ontology annotation, molecular function: protein binding. The record is from RefSeq and is a predicted model, not a curated record. The coding region runs from base 70 to 1767 and encodes 565 amino acids. The transcript is spliced from 2 exons. Lineage: Eukaryota; Metazoa; Arthropoda; Copepoda; Harpacticoida; Harpacticidae.
AAUUUUGGAACAUAGCCAAUCUAGAAGAAAACAAUCUUGAAGGGCUCAAUAUUUGCCCCCAAACAGGCAAUGGACUUCGACCCAAAACAAAGCAAAUGCUUGGAUUGGAGAAAGAUCCUGAAGUCGUAUCGCCUCUCUCAAUUUCAAGUUCCCAAAGCAUGUGCCAUCUGUGAGAAAUCAUCCACUACGAAAUGCUCGGGUUGUUUCCGAGUUGCCUACUGUAGCACCCAACAUCAAAAAGACCAUUGGGCUCAAGUGCAUAAACACCAAUGUUGCUCGUUCAAAAUUGUUCACCAUGGCGGGGAUGUGGGUCGAUUCGUGGUGGCCACCAGAGACAUCAAGGCUGGUGAGAUUAUCAUUGAAGAACAGCCGGUUACAGUUGGACCCAAACAGUUUACCAGCCCCGUCUGUUUGGGUUGCCAUAAAGAAGUUGGGUUCUCAUUUCGCUGUCCUGAGUGUGAGUGGCCAUUAUGUGGACCAACGUGCCAAGCACGUUCCAUCCACCAAAUCGAGUGUUCGACUUUGGCCAAGAGCAAGUUCAAGCCCAAUGAGAGUCAUUCCAGCCCAGAGAGCGGACAAAACCCCAUUUAUGAGUGUAUCACCCCCUUGAGAUGCGUGUUGAUCAAAUCAUUGGUUGCCGACAAUUGGAACGUGAUGUCGGUGAUGGAACAACAUACAGAACAAAGACAACAAGAGCCAUUCUACCCAGUCAAUCUAACUAAUACCGUCAACUUUCUGCUGAACCACAUGGGCCUAUCCACGUGGACAAGCGCUCAAGAGAUCAUGGCCAUGAUCGAUGUGUUGGAUGUGAAUGCCUUCGAAAUCCGAACCGACGAGUUCAGCAUUCGUGGCGUGUUCCCAUUAACAGCUAUGAUGAACUCGGUGUGCUCUCCGAAUACCCAAAACUGCAUCGAUAGUGACUUCACUUGUCGGGUUCGGGCAGCUCGCGAUAUUGCCAAGGGCCAAGAAAUAACUGCAACUUAUACCUUAACUCUCUCGGGAACACUGUUUCGUCGGAAGAACUUGCUUGAAAGCAAGUACUUUGCAUGCAAAUGCGAGAGAUGCUCUGAUCAAACCGAGCUUGGAAGUCAUUUCAGCACGUUGAUGUGUUCCCGUCCAGGAUGCAAAGGUCAGGUCACUGCCGACGACCCUUUGGAUUUCAACUCUAAUUGGACUUGUGACAAAUGUCAACGAUCCAUCUCCCACCAGGAUGUUGAGUCCCUUCUGUGUGAAUUGGACGAGGAGAACCAGACAACGCCAGUGCAAAAAGGUCCUCUGGAAAAUCGAAUCAGGGUCCUGGAACGCAUUCUUCACCCGAAUCACAAUCUCAUUCUCGAUCUCAAGUUCAGUCUCUGUCAAUUGUACGGCCUCGCCAAACUUCCCGAGCCUCAAGCCAUGAUAAAUGAGGCUAGAUCGAAGAAGCGACUUUGUCUGGAGAUUCUUCACUUGAUGGACGCAAUUGUCCCCGGCAAGUUCAGAUUGAGAGGCAUGUUUCUUUUGGAGCUCUAUGUGGUCUCUUUGUUCCUCCUCCGAUCCGAAUGGGAGAACCAAGAGCAAGGCAAAAUGGAUAAAACUCGAUUUCAAAGAAGCUUAGAGGAGCUUCAGGGAAUUCUUCAAGAGUCCAUCGAGAUUCUGGGCUUUGAGCCUCAAGAUUCUAUCGAAGGUCGUCGUUGUCAAACUGCCCUGACCUACAUGGAAAAACUCUCCAUUAUGAUAGCGACCUCUGCCCAAGAGAAGGAGAAAGCCCUAUCAGUUUCGGCCACCUAGUGCUAAACGACCCACCAUUCAAAAAACAUUACAGGGCUUACCUGUAUUUAGAACUCCUUGAAAGUGUCUUCUUUCCAGUUCCCAAAUGGGAGUCAUCUCACGUUUGCAAAGUGUCGUACGUUUCCUUUAAAAUCGGACGCAGAAAAGAGGGUCAGGUUUGCCGAAAGUGUGCUGAGCUUUGAAAUAAAUCCGUCGUCUUCAGAAUAAAGUUUGUUUUGAGAAGGUUGGUCCACUUUGUUCUUUGAAUGUAACUGGGACAGCAUGAAU